Candida tropicalis MYA-3404 is the source of this 1179-nucleotide messenger RNA. It is a transcript of the gene HOC1, whose product is annotated as alpha-1,6-mannosyltransferase. The record is from RefSeq and is a predicted model, not a curated record. The coding region runs from base 1 to 1179 and encodes 392 amino acids. Gene Ontology annotation, molecular function: alpha-1,6-mannosyltransferase activity. Lineage: Eukaryota; Fungi; Ascomycota; Pichiomycetes; Serinales; Debaryomycetaceae. The transcript has a single exon. Gene Ontology annotation, cellular component: mannan polymerase complex. Gene Ontology annotation, biological process: protein N-linked glycosylation.
AUGACUAAAUUCAAAACUAGUUCUAGAGUAGGGUUUCGAAAAUAUGUUCCUAUAAUUUUAACAUUAACCAUUCUUGGUUUAAUCAUUACAUUUUUCAGUUUUCCAUCACUUAAUGGAGGUAAAGAUAUUCAAGAAGUUAUAUCCAAUUUACCAAAUGAUAAAAUGCUUGGGUUAUCUAAUUUAUUAAGUACAGAAAAUACUAAAAACCAAGGUGAAUUAUUAGCUAAAAUUGAAAAAUUACAUGCUAAAUUUUUUGAAGAACAAAAUGAAAGAUUAGUUAGAAUUGAAAAACAAAAUAAAAAAUUAUUAGAAGAAAUUAAAUUAUUAAAAGCACCACCAGCAACUGCUUCAAUUAGAGAUAAAUUAACAUUUUUAUAUCCAUAUGAUGCAGAUGCUAGAUUUCCAGCUUAUGUUUGGCAAACUUGGAAACAUGGAUUAAAUGAUGAAAGAUUUGAUGAAAGAUAUAAAGAAGGUGAAAGACAAUGGGCUUAUAAAAAUCCAGGAUUUGUUCAUGAAUUAUUUAAUGAUGAUACUGCUCAUGCUAUGGUUAAACAUUUAUUUAAACAAGUUCCUGAAGUUAUUCAAGCAUUUGAAAAAUUACCUGAAGUUGUACUUAAAAUGGAUUUUUUCAGAUAUUUAAUUUUAUUUGCUAAAGGUGGUGUUUAUGCUGAUAUUGAUACUUUCCCAAUUCAACCUAUUCCAAAUUGGAUCCCUGAAAAUGUUAGUCCUUUAGAUAUUGGUUUAAUUGUAAGUGUUGAAAGUGAUUCAAAUUCUCCAAAUUGGAGACAAGAUUCUGUUAGAAGAUUACAAUUUGCUCAAUUUGUCAUGCAAUCAAAACCAGGUCAUCCUAUUUUAAGAGAAAUCAUUGCUCAAAUUAUUGAAUAUACUAAAAAUAUGGAUACUUUAGAAUUGGGUGGUAAUACUAAUGAAAAAUCUCUUACUAUUAUGAAAUGGACUGGUAGUGCUAGAUUCACUGAUGUUAUUUUCCAAUAUUGGAAUGAUUAUUUAUUAAGUGGAAUUUUUGAAAGUAUUAAUUGGCAACAAUUACAUAAUUUGAACAUUCCUAAAUUAAUGGGUGAUGUCUUGGUCUUACCACAAAAUUCAUUUGCUGCUAAAGAUGAAAAAGAUCAAUUGGCUUUUGCUAAACAUUAUGGUGAUAAAAUUUAUAAACAAGUUUAA